GUUGAAGCCAUAAAUUUCCGAUUGAAGAGACACGUACAUACUAUGACUGUCUAUCAAGCUAAGGAUUCAAUACACAUAGGCUGCUACUCCGAUAUCCUUGAGCUUAUCUAUGAGCGUUCACCAAAUUCCAUGGUUUAUUGGGACAGGAACGGAAAAGCAAUCACAAAUAAGACAACUAUUAAAGAUGCUAUAACGGAUCGAUAUUCCUGGUUUAAAAUCCAAGCACAGCUGAACGACAGUGGAGUAUAUUCCUGCUCUGUACAUACUCUCAACGUCAAGUUCCGGCCGAUACAAGUUACAUCAGUAAUGGUAAAGACUGAGUCAGCCUAUACUUUUGUCGGAUUUAAAGGAGAGUUGUUCACAUUCCGCAGCAAUAAUGAAGUUCUGGCUUUUUUAUAUGAUAACCUCGAGUUGACAUGGCUUCAUAAUGGGAUACCCUCCGAAAAGUAUACUGAAAUAUACUUACCGUUGGUUAACACAAAAGAAAUCGCACUUGAUAUGGAUGACACAGGUGAAUGGGAAUGUACUAUUAGACAUAAAAUAUUUAAUAUGAAAUGGCAUACGAAUUGGGUCAAGAUCAAAGUGAAAUACAGGAAUGAAUUCGUGAAAUAUCUGAUGGAUGAUAACCAGUAUACUAAACAUGUAUUUAAGGACUUUGAACCACUAUACGUAGAAAUAUCGUUUGCGAUACUGGUCAUACUUGUGGCAAUUCUUAGCUUCGGAGCUGCCGGCUUACUAUCCUAUUGUCAACGAAUUUUAAGGAGACAAUGGAAAGAUUUGUUCAGAGUGAUUCAUGAUAAGUUAAGGGGCGAAAGCUCUUACCAAGGGCAUAUACCACACACAAGCAGUGAAAGUAAUUCUCAACAAGUAUCUGAUUUUUCAAUAAGUUCUUCGAUGUCGAGUGGGGACAAAAGGUAUAUACAAAAAGAAGAAGAACCUACAAUAUACUAUUUAACCGACGAAGAUGUCACUGUUACUGAUUCGACAGAUAAUUUGGGUUUAAAAAGAACAGUAAAAAGGCGCAAAAUACUUCGUGAUGUUGCCCAUUCAAAAAAACAUCCUAGAUCAUAUGGUGCUAAGAGAGAGGAAAGUCACAAGAACUCGAAUGUCCGGCGAGAACGAGUGUUAACGUUGAGACGAGAACAGAAAGCCAGAAGAGAGCAAAUGUCAGAAAGUUCAUCUGAUUCAUACAAUUCCAUUUAUACUUACGAACCAGAUCCUUACAAUAAUUACCAUCUGACACUUGACCUUUUAAAUUACCAUCAAAGAGCUAAAAAAGCACUUGGCAUAAUAUCUCCUGAAGCCUCAACUCACGAUAUUCAAGGUGGAAAAAAUAAAAAAAGAGAUUUACAUAUGAACUCGGACGAAACCAGCUUACAACUUCUGGAGAAACAGUUGGCAAAAAAUGAAAAAGUAAAUAAGGAGGAAGAAAAUCCGUACAUAAAUUUUGCCGGUAAAAGUCAGUUCCAUACAGAUCGUCACGUUCAUAAAAAAAGAGGGGUAUAUUGGAGAAAACUUGCAGAUUAUAAUACAGAUGAUUCAGAAUAUUCUUUUGAUUCAGAUUCAUAUUAUUCAGUCGAUAUGGAUUCGCUUGUACUGGCUUCAACUGAUUCAGAAAUAAGUGAUGCAGAAAUAUUUUGAUUGAAAUGAAGAAGAAAUUCAAACUAUUUAUGGUUACAAUUUUUAGGGAGCAUGUCAUUUAUAAUUUUUUAUUUCAAAUAAUAAUAUUAUUUUUUCAUAUUAAUAAAGUUACAUGAUUCGUU
Messenger RNA from Nezara viridula (southern green stink bug), 1763 nucleotides. NCBI's taxonomy places the organism in Eukaryota, Metazoa, Arthropoda, Insecta, Hemiptera, Pentatomidae. The record is from the annotation of a GenBank genome assembly.